Messenger RNA from Pocillopora damicornis (cauliflower coral), 2807 nucleotides. RefSeq names its product polyunsaturated fatty acid 5-lipoxygenase. The record is from RefSeq and is a predicted model, not a curated record. Gene Ontology annotation, biological process: lipid oxidation. Gene Ontology annotation, molecular function: metal ion binding; oxidoreductase activity, acting on single donors with incorporation of molecular oxygen, incorporation of two atoms of oxygen. Lineage: Eukaryota; Metazoa; Cnidaria; Anthozoa; Scleractinia; Pocilloporidae.
AGCAAAUCGGGGGCUUCUUUUGUUGAAACAUGGUCAUACAGAUUGUUUUUUAAAAGGAUUUGUGUCGUACAUUGUUCGUCGACAAAAAAUUUUGCAAUUGAAAACAAGUGUAAUUUUCUUGUCGAAUCCUUGCAUCUAGUUAUAUUCUCAUUAUAUCAGGCCAACUUGUAAAGUUUUGUUGCCAAUGAAUUUGAAAAAACAAUCGUCGAUUGCCUGUUCGACAUUUCUGUUCGCUAUCAUUUUCGCCGUUAUAAUAAGGGCAUCCCAUGAAGAGUCAAUCCCUCGACCGGCGCCGGAAAAAGGCAAAAAUGUUUGCGCCUUUGAAAGAACAAGACCACAGUUAGUGCUACGGAGAAAUGCCACCACUGAAAAAAAAGUUAAGGUUGUCGAUUGUGGAAUUUUUUCUUUCCCUAAACUCCAAUGUAAAGAAGAAAGUACCGAAACCAAGAUUUACUGGUACCCAGUUCGCAAAAUUAUUCAUUAUAACAUUUACGAUUGUUGUCCGGGGUGGAUUGGAUACGAACCCAAAGUGGGAUGCAAGGAGCGUGUCCCUUGUGGUGUCGCUAUCCCCCAAAAGGUUCCACUCCACUGCCACGAGAGCAGAGGAAAAGACAUUGAAAAACACCGAGGACUCUACAAACUGGGCCACGUGAAAAACCUUCCAUUCCCCAUGAGUGACAUUAAUGCAUAUCUCUUGAUAAAUCUUACACUAUCGGACCCCUUCACAGAAACGUGGAUGAAGCUAUAUGGUUACAUGUUGAAGAAAAAUCUAGCGCUCAUCCAGAAUUUUAGGAAAACGAAUAAAGAAGAAUUCACCAAGAUCUCUGACUAUGAACAAGUUUAUCACUUCUUUCUCAAGCAACAACAAAGUGAAGAAAUGGUUCGCCCGUUUUUCCGAUUUCCCUCUCAAGAGGAACUUUUUAAAAGCGUCGUCAACAAUGUCACGUGGCGACAAGACCGGGUGUUUACUGAACAGCGGUUAGCCGGCCUCAAUCCUAUGUCACUUAUGAAAGUUACCGCUGGUCAAGAUCCCAUUGGAGUCAAAUGGUCUGAUCUUGAAAAACGUUUGAAUCCAAACUACGACUGGGAUGCCGCGCUCUCGAGAAGCCUGGAAACAAACACCUUGAUACAAGACACAAUCGCCGAUGGAUCUUUAUUUGUUGUGCAGUACCCGGCCUUUGACAACCUCUCUACCGUGCCAGACAUCACAGAGCCCAGUCCCACGCGGAAAAUGUGGCCCGCAAUGUCUCCCAUAGCAUUGUUUGUCUCGCGUCCAGGGGGGAAAGGUAGACCUGCACAGUUGCAACCAGUGGCUAUCCAGGUUGAUUCUACAUCAGGCUCACCAGUCUAUUCUCCCGAAGAUGGUGACCUGUGGGCUCUUGCCAAAGCGGGCUUUCAAGUCACAGAUUUUGCUUAUGUGGAGAUGGUGGAACAUUUACUAAAAACCCACCUCAUGAUGGAGCCAUUUUGUGUGUGCAUACUGAGAUACCUAUCAACACUGCACCCCUUGCACCAGCUACUGAAAUAUCACUGUAGAGGCUUAUUACCCACUAACAAAGUGGGAUUUCCUAAACUAGUUGACGAUCAAGCAUACAUGCAUCAGUUGUUUGCUAUUGGUAAUACUGGUUCUGUAACUCUAUUGGUGCGUGCAUUUCAGACCUUGACUUGGGCCGAUACUGACUUCCGAGCCAAGAAUAAGGCCCGUGGCAUCGAUGACCGAAGAAAAUUGCCAUAUUUCCCAUACAGAGACGACGGAGAAUUGAUUUAUAAAGCCAUGGAAGAUCUAGUCAAGGACUACGUCAAUUUUUAUUACCACGCUGACAGCGAUGUACUGAAGGAUCACGAAGUUCAAGGUCUCGCCAACGAGAUGUCAUCUGAGGGAGUGGGGAAAGACGGCGGUAAAGGAAAGCUUCGCGGUUUUCCAGCUCAGAUAGCCACCAAAGCACUACUGGUCGACAUUGUUACGCGCCUCAUCUGGACCUCAACCGCUCAACAUACCGCUGUCAAUUAUCCAAUCUCGGCGUACGGAGCAUUCACGCCAAACAUGCCCACGAAGAUGUACGACGACGAACGAGUGCCCGAUGACAAAUUUAAUACUUUACGAUUGCCGAAUAGUUAUGUUUCAGCAGUUCAAGCCGGAGUUGCAAUGAGCUUGGGUUCUCUUCGUAUCGACCGCCUGUUCGACUACGGAGGCAAACUCCCGGAGCAAGGAGGCAGAGUAAUUGUCCAAAAACACUACAACCGACUUCACUCCGCGGUCAAACCCCUCCUGGACAAGAGAAAUAAAGAACGAUUUCGAGAGGGAUACCUCACAUAUCCUUAUCUGAGUCCAGCAUGGAUACCAAACAGCAUUUGCACUUAAAUCAAAUUAAUAUUUCCCAAAAGAUUUAUUUAUUUCGAAUUCCUAUGGGGAUUUACGUGUGUGGUACAUAAGAAAUUUGACAUCGAUCCCCGAAACCAUGCUUUGAACAAGUGUCCAGGAUUUGAAAAGAAAAUUAUUUUGUUUGCUGGUGGAUGAACCUAUGCAAUUUCACUUUUGUCGGGAGCAAAAUUAACCCAGACUGUGAUGUGAGAGAAUCUGUUGCAGUUGGAAAGAGCUACAUAACAAUGCCUCGGUUGUUUCAAAUAAUAAUUUACCGGGAAAGACAAACACGAAGGGCUUAGAAUGAACCCAAAAUAAGAUAUUGAAACAGAAUCCGUAGAGAAGAAAAUUAAAUCUUCAGACAAAAUAUUCCAGUUUAAAUGAUAGUAGAUGGAAGUUCUCUCCUAACAAUUACAAAACGUCUCAAUAGCUCAGAGAUUUCGUA